Lotus japonicus is the source of this 1302-nucleotide messenger RNA. Its product is annotated as phytochrome-interacting ankyrin-repeat protein 1-like. The transcript is spliced from 3 exons. Lineage: Eukaryota; Viridiplantae; Streptophyta; Magnoliopsida; Fabales; Fabaceae. Gene Ontology annotation, molecular function: protein binding. The record is from RefSeq and is a predicted model, not a curated record. Bases 528 to 1046 code for a protein of 172 amino acids.
GAGUACCAAGCGCACAACAACGAGAUUGGAAAGAUAUAGUUCAUCUGGGUUUCCUAGGGUUUCCUACCACCGCUUCCUCCUCCUUGUACACGCCAAUCUCCACCGCCCCGAUGAAACCAGGCUUCAUCUGAUUCCUCUUCACCACUCUCCUUCUCCGUCUUGCAACCCUCUCCUCAAUCGAUUCCUAUUAUCAUGAAUCCAAUCUUCGUCGUCCACAACCUUCGCGUCUUCGGUCCCGGCUUGAAUCCGUUUGCACCCUAUUGCAUCGCCAAUCACUCUCUUCUCUCUCGCUAAUUCCCCUUCCCUCACCACCCUAAUCUCUUCAAUUCCUCAAAAAAACAUGUAAAUUAAGCCAUCUUCCAGAUUCCGUUGAGUAUCCUGCAAUCUGAGAUUGAAACUGGUUGUACCAGAACCCAGUACCUUGUGUGAUUCUAGGGUUUGGGUAUUUUGUUAUUGCUGUUGUUCUCGUUGUUGUUGUUGUUAUUUAUUAUCAUCACGGUUUUUUUUGUUGUUGCGUUGAUUGAGAUAUGAUCGAGGAACAGCCAUUUGAAUUGCGAAAGAGCCCUUCGCGAAGGCGCUUGUUGAGACCUGCGGUUGGUACCGAUGACAGGGGUUGGACCUUGCUUCAUGUUGGUUCUCGCAAAGGUGAUAUCAAACUGGUGAGAAAACUUCUCAAGGAAGGAACAGAUGUCAAUGUGUCUGCAGGGGGCCCUAAAUCAAAAGGGGUGACACCCCUCCACCUCGCUGCUGAAGGUGGUCACCUUGGAGUCAUGGAUGAACUGCUUGAGCGUGGUGCCAACAUUGAUGCCAGAACAAAAGGGGCUUGUGGCUGGACUCCACUUCACAUUGCAGCCAAAGAGAGGAGGAAGGAUGCUGUGAAGUUCUUGAUAGAGAAUGGAGCUUUCUUGCCACCGGACAUCAAUGAUUGCCGAUUUAAUCCUCCUCUUCAUUACUGCCCAGGACUUGAAUGGGCCUAUGAAGAGAUGAAGCGAAUUCGACAUGUAGACUCAUCUGCUGGGGAGACAUCUUGCAGCUCUGAAAGUUAAUUUGCUUUCUGGGAUUCGGUUGAUGUUUGGAUCUCUAUCUUGUGUGAAUAAAUGUAGAAUUGAAACAAACAACUUACUAUGCAUGAUUUGCUUCAUGGGACUGAGUUACUAUUUUAGUACUUUGGAUGCUCUUAUUAUGGAAACUAUGAUGUACGGUGAUUAAUGUUGCGUGUAUUUUCUUGGUGGGUGCACUUUCCAUAUGGACAAUGAAAUGGGUAUCAUCCUGCAAUUUUAAUAUAUUUUUCGUUUUUGAGAA